CGCGCUGCUCUGUGGAGAUGUGAUUUCUCCCCGGACUUUAUUCUCUCUCUCUCUCAGUCCUCCGCGCGCUCUCUCUCUCUCUCUCUCCUCCUCUCCUCCACAGGAUGCACGUGCUGCUUUUCGCCGUGUUUGUGCUGUUCGCGCGUGCCCAUGCAGCCCCCGAGACGCGCGCGCCCUGUCCGGUCCGGUGCGACAUGUCCGAGUGCCCGGUGCCGCGUGCGGCUUGUCGGGACGGGCGCGUGUCGUCCCGGUGCGCGUGCUGCGCGGUGUGUGCCCCGGGCUCGGAGGGCGGAACGUGCGGACGCGGUGUUACCUGCGGCUCUGGUCUGGAGUGCGUGCGCUCCGGGGCAAAGAAAUCAUCUAAAGGGGUUUGCCGGUGUAAGAGCCGAAGCCCGGUGUGUGGCAGCGACGGGAAGACUUACGGGACCCCCUGCAGGCUGGAGGCGGCCCGCCGCAGAGCGCGACACCGCGGAGACCCUCCGGUAACGCGCGUCCACAAAGAUCUGUGCGCGUCUCCGUCUCCAGGUACACGGGCACUGCGGGGUUCGGGUCCCACUCACCACAGCAGCCUCAGGUACAAGUUUAACUUUAUCGCUGAUGUUGUGGAAAAAAUUGCCCCAGCUGUGGUUCAUAUCGAGCUCUUCCUCAGCCAUCCACUGUUUGGACACCACGUGCCAUUGUCCAGUGGGUCAGGGUUCAUAGUUACAGACACUGGUGUGAUCGUGACCAACGCCCAUGUGGUGAGCAGCAGCGCCACUUCAGUGGGCCGACAGCAGCUUCAGGUGCAGCUUCAUGAUGGCAAAACAUAUGAGGCUUCCAUAACAGACAUUGACAAGAAGUCUGACAUUGCCACCAUCAAAGUUGACCCACGGAAAAAGCUUCCAGUUCUUCAUCUGGGCCACUCAGCUGACCUGCGCCCAGGAGAGUUUGUUGUGGCCAUCGGCAGCCCAUUUGCUCUGCAGAACACUGUAACUACCGGCAUCGUGAGCACAGCACAGAGAGACGGCAAGGAGCUUGGCAUCCGGGACUCGGACAUGGACUACAUUCAGACUGACGCCAUCAUCAAUUAUGGAAACUCAGGUGGCCCACUUGUUAACCUUGAUGGUGAAGUUAUUGGGAUAAACACACUGAAGGUGACCGCUGGGAUCUCCUUUGCAAUUCCAUCGGAUCGAAUUAACCGAUUUCUAGAUGAUUCCCAUGACAAACGGUACAAAGAUAAACACAAGCUAGUUAGGCUGCAGUAUAUGCCAUCUCAGCCUGUGGUGUCUGAUUCAGAUGUAAAAAGCACAAAGAAAAGAUUUCUUGGUAUCAAAAUGAUUGCCCUCACAAAGAAUCUGUCUGAUGAGAUGAAACAGCAUGAUCCAUAUUUCCCAGAUAUCAGCAGUGGAAUUCUUGUUCAUGAGGUCAUUCCAGAUUCCCCAGCACAGAAGGGUGGACUUGAAGCAGGUGACGUGAUUGUAAAACUAAAUGGCCGUUCAUUGGUGAGCACUGACGAUAUACAGUCUGCUCUUCAUGAAGACACACCGCUUCUUUUGGAAAUUUAUCGUGGCAGCAAUAGUUUACUAUUCAACAUUGAACCACAGGUCCUUUUACCGUAAAACCAAAGGUCUGCUGGAAAACUCAUAUUCAUUUAAAUGACAUUUUGUUUUAACGUGCAAUUUUUUAUUUUGUAUGGAUGAGAAGAUGGAGGCUACAUACAAACAACUGAACACUCACUGUAUUUUUUUAUUAUUACCAGUGGCAGUAAAUAUAGGCUCUGUAUUAAUACAUAGAGAACAACUGUGCAUUGUAUAUAAUGACUAGGAUUUUAGUCUCUGAAUUCACCUGAAACUUUUUUUUUUUUUUAAUUCAGAUGUUAACAUGCAGUCAUAAAGUCACUGGACUCAAAUGUCUGUUUUUUUAAACCUGCACAGAAGUAUGCACAUAUUCACCACAAACUACCUGAAAGUGUUUUAAAAUACAGUACAUAUCUACACUACAUUAACUGAUGGGCUGAAAUGCAUACUUAAGCCCGAUUUGGACAGGACUAGUUUUACAGGGUUGUCGUUAGAGAAAUUUCUGUUUCACAGACGUACUUUGUGAUAUUAAUCCCGUCCGAAACUGCCAUGUCUGUUUUUCUCUCACACGACCUCUGUAAAAAUUCCAGAGCAAAUUACCUACAGUUUUUCAGCAAACUCGGAGGUCCUCUGAGAAAUCUAAUCCCGUCCGAAUGCGAAUGUCUGUGAUAGCCAAAUUUUUUUUCAAAAACUUUCUUUUGUGUUUUGGUCAACGUGAACUACUGUACUAUCUCUAGCGUGCCGGUAUUCAAGUUUGCACACCAAUAAUGGAUGUAAAUGUGGACAUGUGAUCUUGUGCAAUGCCCACAUGUAAAACACAGACACUCCUACCUCCGUAAUAAAUACGGAGAUGUUAGUCCCGUCCGAAUGCAUACAUGAAAUGACAGACGUCGUCUGAAAAAAAUUCUAACUCAAACGUCGUUUGGAAAACUAGUCCCGUCCGAAUAGGGUUUUAGCUACAUAUAGUACAAUACAGUCUUCAUUAUUUAUGUGCUGUUAUCACAUUGGUCUACAAACUUCAUUUUGUAUAGCGUGAUUUAAUCUUUUUUUCACCUUUCUGAACAGAGCACACAAAUAAAACAACUAGGGAUCUGCCUAACACAAGCUUUUUGUACAUCUUAUCUAUU
Clarias gariepinus (North African catfish) is the source of this 2683-nucleotide messenger RNA. RefSeq names its product serine protease HTRA3-like. Bases 105 to 1598 code for a protein of 497 amino acids. Gene Ontology annotation, cellular component: extracellular region. The record is from RefSeq and is a predicted model, not a curated record. Gene Ontology annotation, molecular function: protein binding; serine-type endopeptidase activity. NCBI's taxonomy places the organism in Eukaryota, Metazoa, Chordata, Actinopteri, Siluriformes, Clariidae. Gene Ontology annotation, biological process: proteolysis. The transcript has 10 exons.